Molecule: messenger RNA, 1026 nt
Organism: Xiphias gladius (swordfish)
Lineage: Eukaryota; Metazoa; Chordata; Actinopteri; Istiophoriformes; Xiphiidae
Product: transmembrane protease serine 11D
Biological process (GO): proteolysis
Molecular function (GO): serine-type endopeptidase activity
Source: RefSeq, a predicted model, not a curated record
AUGAACCCAGGAAGCCGCUGCAGGACUGCAGAUGUGGAAAAGAUCGGGGAGAAACUGCGGUUGUCGCCAUAUUGUUGCCGCUAUCUUCCCCCUCAGUGCGAGCGGUUUCCCUGCAUAAUUGAUGACUCUCAGCAGAAUGCGAGGGAGUGUCGGAGCGUGGUUCACAAACCAGAGCUCGCCGGGCUCCGAGAUGAGCCUGGAGGAGACCGUGCACAGGAAACGUGCACGUGGUUGUCUCUGCCAGGACGCACUGGCUCACCUGUGAUUAGACUGGCUCUUGAAGGGGCGUGGCCCUGGCAGGUCAGUAUCCAGAUCAAGUCCAGGCACCACUGUGGCGGGACGAUCCUCAACCGCCUCUGGGUGCUAACUGCUACGCACUGCUUCUACAAAUACCUUUGGAUUAGCAGAGCCCAUUUCCGUGUGGUGGCAGGACUUCAUGUGUUAUCCGCUCCAGGAGAUUACGUUCAGAUUUGCUCCAUCAAUGAAGUCAAAAUGCACGAGGACUACGAUGACGUCACGCCUGACAACGAUGUGACACUGGUGCUCCUCGGCUCUCCCUUCAACUUCACUGAGCAUGUCCAGCCCGUCUGUACUCCUCACAAUGUGUCCCAUGAGUUCAUCGUCAACUUCAGCUACUCUUUCAUCACUGGGCCGAUGAACAGAUUGCAGGAAGCUGAGUUGGAGCUCAUUGACAGGAGAACCUGUAACAUGAUCACCUGGUACGAGGGCCCCGUCACUGGAAACAUGAUCUGUGCUGGACCGGAGAGCGGGUCGGCCGAUACUUGCCAGGGUGACAGCGGAGGUCCUCUGCAGUGUUACCGCGAGGACGAGGAGAGGUUUUAUGUGGUCGGAGUGACAAGCUUCGGGGAAGAGUGUGGACGUCCUCACAGGCCGGGGGUGUACGCACGAACCAGCAGGUUUGCAGGUUGGCUGGAGACAAGUCAGACAACAUCAGUGUCUGCUGCACACAGACUGAACGCAAGACUGAUCUCAGCUCUGCUCAGUGCUGCUCUGACACUAGUCUGA